Pomacea canaliculata is the source of this 561-nucleotide messenger RNA. Its product is annotated as ubiquitin-conjugating enzyme E2-24 kDa-like. The record is from RefSeq and is a predicted model, not a curated record. Gene Ontology annotation, biological process: protein polyubiquitination. Gene Ontology annotation, molecular function: ubiquitin conjugating enzyme activity. The transcript has 3 exons. Gene Ontology annotation, cellular component: nucleus. Bases 1 to 561 code for a protein of 186 amino acids. Lineage: Eukaryota; Metazoa; Mollusca; Gastropoda; Architaenioglossa; Ampullariidae.
AUGUCGUCGGAGCGUGGGUCUAGUAGCAGCAACAGCAACGGAGCCCCUCGCAAAAGGCGCUCGGACACGGAAACAGGAGAAGGUACCUCGUCAUCGUCGCAACGAGGAAUAGUCUCGGUCCCGCGAACGAACUUGAAGAUUCCCAAAACGAUGUCCACCAGCCUAAAAAGCGCUGGACCCAAGGGUGACAACUUGUACGAGUGGGCAUCCACGAUCUUAGGACCAACUGGUUCUGUCUACGAAGGUGGUGUGUUUUUCCUGGAUAUCAAUUUCUCCACAGAAUACCCCUUCAAACCCCCAAAGGUUGUGUUCAAGACAAGAAUAUAUCAUUGCAAUAUCAACAGCCAAGGUGCCAUCUGCCUAGACAUCCUGAAAGACAACUGGAGUCCUGCGCUGACAAUCUCCAAAGUCUUGCUUUCUGUCUGUUCUCUGCUCACCGACUGCAAUCCAGCUGACCCCUUGGUCAGCAGCAUCGCCACCCAGUAUGUGAACAAUCGCCAGGAGCAUGACCGCGUGGCUCGCAUGUGGACAAAGAGAUAUGCUGCUGGCUUCAACAGCUAG